Molecule: messenger RNA, 537 nt
Organism: Notothenia coriiceps (black rockcod)
Lineage: Eukaryota; Metazoa; Chordata; Actinopteri; Perciformes; Nototheniidae
Product: cocaine- and amphetamine-regulated transcript protein-like
Exons: 3
Coding region: 92-415 (107 amino acids)
Biological process (GO): adult feeding behavior; negative regulation of appetite; cellular response to starvation
Molecular function (GO): neuropeptide hormone activity
Source: RefSeq, a predicted model, not a curated record
GUAGACCUCCAAACCUCCACAGAUCCACCGCAGACUUUUCACUUUUCUCCCCCGGUAAAGAGAAGGCUGCCCGUGUUUUUGUGUCAGCACCAUGGUCAGCGCUCGGGCUCUCUUCCUCGCGGCCACCUGCUGCUGCGCCUACCUGUGGCUCGGUCGUGCAGAAGACUCCUCCCUGGAGACGCGCUCAUUGGAUUUCCCCCUGAAAACCCAACAGGAGAAAGACCUGAUUGACGCCUUGCAAGAAGUUUUGGAGAAACUGAGAAGCAAAGAGAUGCCUUUAGAGAAAAAACAUGGCUGGCUGCCUUCGUGUGACGCUGGAGAGCCGUGUGCCGUGCGUAAAGGCGCGCGCAUCGGCACGCUAUGCAGCUGCCCCCGGGGGACUUCCUGUAACUUUUAUGUUCUCAAAUGUUUGUAAUGAAAAAACUCUAAAAAAAACAGGAGGGAUGUAUUAAGUAUGGAGUGUAAAAAUGUAAUGCACUGUCAUUGUGAGAAAAAUAAAUGUAACAUGUUGUUAUCCCUAAAGGGCGAUUUUAUUUU